Messenger RNA from Phaedon cochleariae (mustard beetle), 989 nucleotides. Lineage: Eukaryota; Metazoa; Arthropoda; Insecta; Coleoptera; Chrysomelidae. The record is from the annotation of a GenBank genome assembly.
AUGUGGUACCUGAUCGUGACGGCCCGCAGCCUCGUCUGGGUCCUUCUCACGCUCUUCUCUGCCCUGCUGAUGCUCAGCGCCCUGCUGAGCCCCUCCUGGCUGAUCUCCUUCCCUGAGACAGCCACCUUCGACAACGAAACGGUCAAAUUCAGGCCGAGCGUCGGCGUGUACGCCAAAUGCGGUCGACCGGCGGGGGUGGAUCACCCCCCUUGCACCCUGUUGGCAGUCAGGGGGCUGGGCACCGAGGCGCAUAUCUACCCUGAUGCGUGGAAGGCGGCGACUGUGUUCAUAGCUUCAGGUUUAUUCAUUAUGUCAGUAACCGUAUGUAUGGGUCUGCUGAGUUGUUGUUUCCAAAGUAUAUUUAAAAAGAGCAUUUUCAACAUAUCUGGAGCUGCUCAAGCCAUUGCAGGUAUCUGCUACAUAAUCGGGGUGAUGCUCCACCCGAUGGCGUGGGGCAGCUCGAGAGUGCAGAAGCUGUGCGGCAGGGACGCCUCGCCCUUCUAUCCGGGCGACUGUUCGCUGGGCGCGGGCCUCUAUCUGGCCGUCGCCGGUACGGUCCUGACCUUCGCGUGCGCCUGUCUGUCGCUGCCCGCCGAGAAGUCCACCAGCAGCGAUAAGGUGCAGGACAAGAUCUACGAGGGGCAGACGCUGAUUUGUUUGACGUAGAAAUCGAUUCGGUACGUCAUCAGCGUAGGCGUCGAUGCUGUCAAACAAGGACGUCUCGACUUCCGUCGGUUGGAAAGUCAGCUUCGGAAAGUUCGGAGCGAAAUGAGCCAGGUGCUGUCCAGUGCCGGACGAUAUCUCGAGUACUUUGCCCUCGACUGUGUGGUCGAUGUGCUUCUGCAGGACUUCGAGGAUCGGCGUCUUGUUUCUGUCGGCCGAAGGGUAGUUUAUUUUUCUGCUAGUGGAAGCAGAAAAAUAGAUUUAGGGUCUAGCAAGUAAAGUAAUAUUCUUUUAUCGUCUAGACAGUAAAGUCGCACUUCUACCAU